Messenger RNA from Microthlaspi erraticum, 579 nucleotides. Lineage: Eukaryota; Viridiplantae; Streptophyta; Magnoliopsida; Brassicales; Brassicaceae. The record is from the annotation of a GenBank genome assembly.
AUGAGAGAGAGUAGCCAUAGACCUCUCAUAUUUGGAACCCCUUUCCUGUCUACUGUGGGUGCCAUAUUUGAUUUCCCCAAUCAAAGAAUCUCUUUCAACAAGGUGAACAAGGGUAUGUUCUUCCCUAUGUGUUCAACAAAGAACUCUUUUGUUGACAUGGUCCAAGAGGAGAAAGUUACUUUGAAGCCACCCCAAGAAGGAGAAACUGAAGAAACAAUCAAGGAAGAUCCCAUUCCUAAGCCCAAGCAGCUUGCCAAACAAGCAAGGAUAGUGCCAAGGGACAUUCAUGGAGAGAUUGUCUAUCCAGCUGUGAAUCACCCACCAGAUACUCAUUGCAAGGAGAAAAGACUUGGAGGAUCAAGAUGCCUCUUGUCUCUAUCUUCUCCUGAGUGCCAAGCCUACAGUCAAGCUAAAGACUUAAAACAAGCGCUGCAUGGGAGGCAACCCAUGAGGAUAGAAGGAGAAAAAGGUGUGAAAACACAAUCCGCGCCAAAACAUUGGCCGCGGACGCGCAAAAGAAAUUUUGGCCGAGCAAUUUCCAUUUUGGCCGACCGUCACGGUCGAGCCGGGAAGGAAUAG